AUGACGGUGCGGCGAGCGUGUUUCCCAAAGCGUAGUCUGCUGCACCGGGGCAGCGUCGGCGUGGAGCCGGGCAACCUGGGAGCGAUGCAGCACCCUAGGCCCAGCUCGUCAUGGUUCUCGGGGAAGCUGGAAGCCCCUGUCACUGACGCCACUCAUGCAAGUGCGACUCUGCCCAUCACGGGCCCCCCGCGCAGGGAUGAGGCGCGCAGCUGCGACCGUCGACUAGAGCAAACGCAAAAACCCUUUCUGUAUACCUAUCCGCGCUCUGCCCGUGCCUGCCCUAAGCCUCCCCUUCGGCCACUACAUACUCCAAGCUCCUCCCUCUUCUCUCCUCCACCACAACCACCUCCAUCCGCGACCGACAACGGCUGCGUUUGCCCUUCCUUUGUUGACCUCGCGCCCACCAAGUGCCCGGUAACACGACUAGACGCCGACCCAUCCCCACCCACCACUUGACUACUCACCACCACCACCAUCAACCACAACAACAACAAUAAUAACAACAACACUAACAACACGACCACAACCACAAAACCUCUACCACCGCACCUUACUUGCUUGCUCUGCUUGCUUUUCUCCCCGUCUGCCUCGGACCUGGUUCCAGUUCCUUCCUUUUAUCGGGCUCCGCUCCCGGUCAUCGCUUCCUUUCCCUCCCACCACACGGCGGCCCCCUCCCACCCC
Messenger RNA from Bipolaris sorokiniana ND90Pr, 681 nucleotides. RefSeq lists its product as uncharacterized. The record is from RefSeq and is a predicted model, not a curated record. Lineage: Eukaryota; Fungi; Ascomycota; Dothideomycetes; Pleosporales; Pleosporaceae. Bases 1 to 456 code for a protein of 151 amino acids. The transcript has a single exon.